AUAGUGGGGACUGCAAUGAGAAUGAUUAUUCGGGUGGAGUUAGGGCAGGUUGGUGGAUUAUUAGGGGAUGAUCAUUUGUACAAUGUUAUUGUGACUGCUCAUGCUUUUGUUAUGAUUUUUUUUAUGGUUAUGCCUAUUAUGAUUGGGGGUUUUGGAAAUUGAUUGGUUCCUUUGAUAUUAGGGUCUCCUGAUAUAGCUUUUCCUCGUAUAAAUAAUUUGAGUUUUUGAUUGUUGCCUCCUUCUUUGAUGUUUUUGGUUGUUUCUUCUUUGGUGGAUGUAGGGGUUGGGGCAGGUUGAACUAUUUAUCCUCCUUUAUCUUCUUUGAUUGGCCAUGGAGGGGUGUGUAUGGAUUUUACUAUUUUUUCUCUUCAUUUGGCUGGUGUUUCUUCUAUUAUGGGGGCUAUUAAUUUUAUUUCUACUGUUUUGAAUAUGCGGAUGAAGGGUAUAACGAUGGAGAAGGUGCCUUUGUUUGUUUGGUCUGUUUUGAUUACUGCUGUGUUGUUAUUGUUGUCUUUACCUGUUUUAGCUGGAGCAAUUACUAUGUUAUUGACUGAUCGGAAUUUUAAUACUUCUUUUUUUGAUCCUGCGGGUGGGGGAGAUCCUAUUUUAUUUCAACAUUUGUUUUGGUUUUUUGGACAUCCAGAAGUUUAUAUUUUGAUUUUGCCUGGUUUUGGGAUGAUUUCUCAUGUAAUUAGAAGAUCUUCAGGAAAACGGGAACCUUUUGGGGCUUUGGGUAUGAUUUAUGCUAUAGGUGGAAUUGGUGGAAUGGGGUUUGUUGUUUGAGCUCACCAUAUGUUUUCUGUUGGGAUGGAUGUAGAUACUCGGGCUUAUUUUACUUCUGCUACAAUGAUUAUUGCUGUUCCUACUGGGAUUAAGGUUUUUAGAUGAAUGGCUACGUUGUUUGGAUCUUAUUUUAGGGUGGAUGCUCCUUUAAUGUGAAGUGUUGGGUUUGUUUUUUUGUUUACUGUGGGUGGUAUUACUGGAGUGGUUUUAGCUAAUUCUUCUUUGGAUAUUGUUCUUCAUGAUACUUAUUAUGUGGUGGCUCAUUUUCAUUAUGUUUUGAGAAUGGGAGCGGUUUUUGCUAUUAUAGGGGGGAUGACUUAUUGAUUUCCCUUGUUUUUUGGUAUAGUGAGAAGACCUAAGCAUCUGAAUUUUCAGUUUAUUGUGAUGUUUUUAGGGGUAAAUAUAACUUUUUUUCCUCAGCAUUUUUUGGGGUUAGGGGGUAUGCCUCGACGUUAUUCAGAUUAUCCAGAUGCUUUUUUAUUGUGGAAUGUUGUUUCUUCUAUGGGUUCAAUUUUAUCGGUUAUUGGUGUGUUGGUGAUGGUGGUUUUGGUGUGGGAAAGAUUGGUUGGGAAGAGAGAAGUUGUGGGUGGGUAUUUUGUAGGGUCUUUUAUUGAGUGGAAUUAUAAUAUUCCUCCAUUAGAGCAUACUUUUGAUCAGUUAGUGAAUUUAAAUAAGUAA
Messenger RNA from Drosophila navojoa, 1461 nucleotides. Its product is annotated as cytochrome c oxidase subunit 1-like. The record is from RefSeq and is a predicted model, not a curated record. Lineage: Eukaryota; Metazoa; Arthropoda; Insecta; Diptera; Drosophilidae.